Molecule: messenger RNA, 450 nt
Organism: Mesocestoides corti
Lineage: Eukaryota; Metazoa; Platyhelminthes; Cestoda; Cyclophyllidea; Mesocestoididae
Source: the annotation of a GenBank genome assembly
CGUGAAGCAAUAAUGAGCCAGCGUGUUCCCCGCUGUCCUCGAUGCUGUCCCGACCAGGGCCUGAGUGGCUCACCCGUGCCAACCACCCCCACAUCCAGUCCCGCGGCGUCGACAACUUUCGGCAUAAUGAAGCCGGACAUUGUGUUCUUCGGUGAGGGUCUUCCUUACGAGUUCCACACAUCCCUCCAAGAGGAUGUUCACCAGGCCGAUCUCAUUCUCGUCAUGGGUUCCUCCCUCAAAGUUCGACCUGUCUCUCACAUACCCGAUUCCGUAGUCCCCGAAGUGCCUCAGAUACUCGUAAAUCGUGAGUCCCUUCCCAAACACAACUUCGAUACCGAACUCCUCGGCGAUUGUGAUGUCAUCCUUGAGGACCUCUGUGGUCGCCUCGGCUGGAACCUUGACGAAGACACGGACUCGGCAUCUGUAGGUUGCACUCGUAACAUUCACUGA